Molecule: messenger RNA, 834 nt
Organism: Pleurotus ostreatus (oyster mushroom)
Lineage: Eukaryota; Fungi; Basidiomycota; Agaricomycetes; Agaricales; Pleurotaceae
Exons: 4
Coding region: 1-834 (277 amino acids)
Biological process (GO): mitochondrial electron transport, ubiquinol to cytochrome c
Cellular component (GO): membrane
Molecular function (GO): 2 iron, 2 sulfur cluster binding; quinol-cytochrome-c reductase activity
Source: RefSeq, a predicted model, not a curated record
AUGGCCUCCGUUCGCGCCGUGAAAAAGGCGGUCACCAUUGCGCCCACCGUCCGCACCCUUUCUUCAGGAGUCCCAGUGGCUCCUCUGCUCAACCUUGCGGCGCGCGACCUCAGUGCGGAGCACGGCCAUGGCUCUGCAGCUCGUUCGGACGCACCCGCACGCUUCGCCAGUGGGGUCUCCCGCAAUUCGCCCAUAGGCAUUGUUUCCAAAACCUUUGCCAAUGCGCCGACCACCACCCACUACACCCCUCGUCUCAUCCACACCUCCGCCGUUGUCAAAGACGCUUCGGAUGUGCCCGAUUUCUCUCCGUACCGCGCAGACAACACGUCGAACAACCGUGCAUUCUCGUAUUUCAUGGUCGGCUCGUUAGGCCUCCUCUCCGCUUCCGUUGCAAAGUCCACCGUCACGGAGUUCCUCAAGACCAUGUCGGCCUCUGCUGAUGUUCUUGCCUUGGCUAAAGUCGAGGUGGAGCUGGGCAACAUCCCUGAGGGGAAGAACGUCAUCAUCAAAUGGCGCGGCAAGCCCGUGUUCAUCCGACACAGGACUCAAGCAGAGGUUGAAGAGGCCCGCACAUCGGAAUGGAAGGCCUUCAGAGACCCGCAGAGUGACGAAGAGCGAACGAAGAAGCCCGAGUGGCUGGUCAUGCUGGGUGUCUGCACCCAUCUUGGUUGUGUACCCAUUGGCGAGGCAGGUGACUAUGGAGGAUGGUUCUGCCCUUGCCACGGUUCUCACUACGAUAUUUCGGGACGUAUCCGUAAGGGCCCCGCUCCUUUGAACUUGGAAGUUCCUGCCUACGAAUUCAACGAGUUGGAAGGAAAGCUUGUCAUUGGAUAG